AGCGCGCAACUUCAUUCCUCUCCCAGCCUCUGAGAUACUGGAUCUUCGCUUCUAUCGGGUUGCCGGAGCGGCCGCUCUCCGCGUCCCGUUUCCGGGUAAUAGGCAGUUCAAUCAUAAAAAGGAAAUGGCACGGUGGUACCUCAUGCCUCCUUUCCUCUUCAUCCUGGCGUUUGAUGCUCUGAGUCAGGUUUGUGCUCUGGAAGCUGACAACAGAGAUAAGAAGAGCAUACAGCAACCAUCUGACAGCAGCAACAAUCUGAAGAAACAUGACUCCUGGCCAGACCUGCCCAGACCAGGGCGCAAACAUGGUACCCAGAGGAAGGAAAAAGCCAACACAAUGGUGACCAGAGUGAUGGAUGGAGACAGGCCAGAUGGAGAUGGUGUGGGAUUGGAGAGUCUGACACCAGUACGUGUGGAGACAGACAGUCUGGAGAGAGCAGCCAUACUGGAGGAGGGAGCUAUAGAUCAGAGUGGCCAGUUUUAUCCUCAAGAACUAGAAAAUUACCGCACAGUGGAAUCUGCAAAUAAAGGGAAAAAACACCACAGAGAUCACAAGAAACACAAUCGAAGAGAGCGAGCCCGACAGAAUAAAGUGAAAGUAUCAGAAGCUGCGUUAAUCUCAUCCAUAAAGGGUAUGACACAAGGCAAGGUGAAGGAUGAGCUUUCCACAAGGCCCCUGACGAUGUCCAGCGGUGUGGUGACCAGCACUUUGCUGACCACCAUUACAACAGAGGAAGUUCCGGCAGUAAAGACCAGACAGCAAACCAGAGAACAGGCUGGAGUAAGAACAGUCGCUGAGGUAAACCCCACACUCGACAUGACGCUCUUUGACUGGACAGAUUAUGAAGACAUGAAGCCAGAUAUGUGGCCUUCAGCAAAAAAGAAAGAUAAGCGUCGCAGCAAGAAUCUGAGUAAUGGGAACCUUACGUCUGUGGCUGAAGUAGAGCCGUGUGAUCAUCACCUUGACUGUCUGCCUGGUUGGUGCUGUGAUCUCCGACAGCACAUCUGUAAAGCCCAUAACCGCGGCCUCAAUAACAAGUGCUAUGAUGACUGCAUGUGUGCAGAAGGUCUCCGCUGCUAUGCCAAGUUUCACCGGAACCGGAGAGUGACUCGAAGGCGAGGGCGUUGUGUGGAACCUGAUUCAAUCAACGUUGAUCACGGAUCAUUCAUUACGGUCUGAAAAGACUUGAGACGGAAUCCAGCUUAAUUGGUCCAUGCAACCAGUCAAGAAAUGAUCUCAAAGUAAAAAGUGGCUAAAAUCUUGAUGAUUCCAACAUAUGCCUGAUAGACCAAGAGCUGCCUGGAAUAUAAUCAGUCCCAUGUCAUUCCACAUCUAGCCCAUCCAUUCCACUGUCAAACUCAUACCCAACAUUACAAUCAACAUUCUCCUGUUUCCCAACAUCAGUCAGUACCAUCCAACACGCUCUCUUUGCAAUACAUUGUACUCACUCAUACCCAAAAAUUCAAUGUGACAAUUCUAUUCUCCCACACUGAAUCAAAAACUCCAUGUUCAAUCAACAUCCAAGAUAUACUGCAGUUGUAACCAAUAUCUCACCACUCCAAUCAAAUAUACUUAACAUAUUCUGUGUCCCAUAACUAUAAUCCUAUUUCCCUCGCUGGUCCAAUUUAAUAUUUUCCAUUCAUGCCCAGAAUUCCAUUAGCAUAAUUCCGCUUUCAUUUCACACUUUUUACCUAUUACUUAAGCAUCACUAUCCAAAACCCCCCAAUCAUAUUCAAUAUCCUUUAUGCCACAUUAACAUUUCCACUCAUAGCCAGUAUCCAGAACCCUAUCACAACAAUACAACAUUCAUACUCAAGCUAACACCUCCACCUAUACAUAUUACCUAGCUUUCCAUUAAUGCAAUCCAGCACCCAAAUCUAAAUACCAUCAUUUCAAUUCCAUACCCCCACUAAUACCCCCCAUUACUGACUACUGCCGCCAUUGCUUCCAUUGCCCCAUUAAUACCCAUGUCUUCAUACAAAUCACCAUUCCCACGUACUCAGUACAUAUCACUUUAAUCCACUAUCCUCCACUAUUGCUCCACUACUCAAUAAUUCAUCACUAUAAUUUAGUAAACCUUCAUACACCAUUACUUGUUGUUGUUUUGAUAGUCUGUUCCUGGCUAUUACGAUUAAUGUUAAAAUUAACAUUUGUAUGCAAUGUUUAUAAAUUGAUCUUAAUGUCAUUUCGAGAAAAGGUAGCUAGAACAAACUGCAGUACCCUGACUCCACUAAUGAUGCAUAACAUUAUGCUGUCAACAUUUAUUUCCGAGAAGCCUCUCUACUGUACACUCAAUCAACUUCCACCUAAGGCUACCCCCCACCAGGCCAUCAUCUGGCAGAUUCUCCUGCCCCCCAUCAUGUGUUGCUCUUUACCAAGAAACUGUCUAUCUCCCUAAUUAUACAAUCACCAUACACAUAAACCUCCUCAUUAUGAUAUUCUUGCCCCUUUAAUAUCUUGAAAUACGAAGUGUGCCCUGGAUUACUCUGCCACCUUUUAAUACCACUUAAACAAAUACCCACCAGAGAGCUUUCAUUGCUACUGCAAUAGAAUCAUGCUUUUAAAGUAAAAUGUAGCUCUGCUCCAGUUCAAGCCUGCGAUCUACUCUAUUUGUUGCGUUGUGUACAGUUAAUCCACAUGAAUCUAGCAGCCUAAUCCUACCCAUUUUAAUUUAAGCCUCCUUGGAUGCUGUAUCUGCUGGCAUCUUUCCCGACUGACUAUUGGUUCUGUGUGAGUCUAGACUUUACAAUUAAGUAGACGAGAGACACAAGGAAUUGCAAACACUGGAAUCUGAGCAAAACACAAGGAGCUUGAAUAUCUCAGUGGAUCAGGCAGUAUCUGUGGAGGGAAUGGACAGUCGACAUUUCAGAUUGACAAGUUGACUAUGGAAUGCUAUAUUUGCCCCAUUCUCAUGUGACAUUUGGGUUGCCUACUAAUCAGAAACACUGGGACACAAUCAUCUCCCAAAGCCGACUUAGAUCAAGGUGGUGUGAUGUUAAUAGGACUGCAUGUACAACAUAAAUCGUUUAUGGACAGACUUCAGAUAGAUGAUAAUAAUCAGCAGGUUUGCCAUUCUCAUUCUGGGGAGGAAUGCUGCUGCCUUCCCAAACUGGUGGCCAAAUGACUUCCAUUCCAUAGCAAUGAUUCAUUCAAUGAUCAUGGAAGUUUCGCAAAUACUUAAGAACAGUUAGAACCUGAAACCAACCAUAAGCUCAGCACAGGCUAAAAUGCAACAAUAUAAGAAAAAAAAUA
Amblyraja radiata (thorny skate) is the source of this 3253-nucleotide messenger RNA. RefSeq names its product draxin. Gene Ontology annotation, cellular component: extracellular region. Gene Ontology annotation, biological process: Wnt signaling pathway; axon guidance. The record is from RefSeq and is a predicted model, not a curated record. The transcript is spliced from 7 exons. The coding region runs from base 125 to 1180 and encodes 351 amino acids. NCBI's taxonomy places the organism in Eukaryota, Metazoa, Chordata, Chondrichthyes, Rajiformes, Rajidae.